Selaginella moellendorffii is the source of this 1934-nucleotide messenger RNA. RefSeq lists its product as uncharacterized. Bases 64 to 1863 code for a protein of 599 amino acids. Lineage: Eukaryota; Viridiplantae; Streptophyta; Lycopodiopsida; Selaginellales; Selaginellaceae. The record is from RefSeq and is a predicted model, not a curated record. The transcript is spliced from 2 exons.
CGGCGAUGGCGGAAGCAGUAGCACAAGCAGCAGACGGUAAGCGGAAGCAAUGCGGAUCCCCACAUGGCACUACCAAAAGACGGUCUGGUCCAACAGAUGAUUGAGCGCUGGAGGUGGCUGCUGAUCACAGGUCCGUUCCAGUCGGGGAAGUCGUCAUUGAUGUAUGCCGUAGCGGAUGCUGUAGAAAGCCAGGGUUAUGGUGUUAUUGUAACCACGCUCACCGAGGGCAUGGUAGCUGCUGCGAAUGAUGCGAGUAACGAUAUGGAAGGCUCAAAGAAAUUCUUCCGGCUGCUGACUGAGUCUAUCGAGCGGGAUAGUAACGGACUUGUGAAGAGGACGGAUGCAGCAGGGGGCAUGGAACAGGUGCAGGCAAUGUUCCAGAAUGCCCCCUCUUGUCCAAAAAGAGAAGUUGUCUGGUUUAUAGACGAGGCUGCGCUCCUCAACGAUAUAGAGAGGGCAACUGUUGUUAGCUCCUUCCUCACUGGCAUGCGAGCCAUCAAGCAAGGAUGCAAAUCAAGGCAUAAAACAGCAGGUAGUUACUAUCUUCGCAGUUUCGUGUUGGUGGGAACUGCCAAGACUAAAAGGCUUCUUCAAGUCCAGAGACGAGCCAGGAUGGCUACGCAUCCUGGUGGAGGUCUUGCGUGCGAGCCAUCAUCUCCUUCUCGGACCCACGAUUCUUACAACCCUCUGUACAAUGUGCACAAUAUUUUUCCCUUGAGCUUUGAGGACACGCGCUCUUUGGAGUUUUUGACAGUGGACCAGAUUGUUGGAAUGCUCCGCGAGUAUGCACAGGAACGUGGAGUAGUCUUUACCAGGGGUGACGGUCGAAGCACAGGGACCGAAGCCGCAGUAAAGAAGAUUGCCAUCAGCAUUCACGAGCAGACCAACGGUUACAAAGGAAUGGUGGGAGCGUGCUGUGAGUACUUGCAGAACAAGAACAUUUGCACGGUGGUGAAGUGGAAGGGCGCGGUGAGGCUGGGCCGUGUUGUCGGUCAUGUCUUUGACUCGAAGGUCUACUAUAGGAUCAUGGGAAACUUUACCAAGUACCCAGCCGAACUAAGAAGCCUCGUACUGGAAUGUGUUGGUUCGGGAGGCUCUGUUGCACCCAAGUUGGUGGAUGUGCUGCCCGCCAUCAACGAUGGUAUGCUCAUUCGUCAGGCUGGCGGAAUGGUGGGCCUGAGCUCAAGCAUGCUAUUGGCGGUUUUUCUAAGGGAUUGUGGGUUCUCUUAUGAGGAAGCGCUGCCUGCAAUUGAGACAUUCGAGGAAGCGGUACAGGCUGCGGUUGUCUUCAUUAAACCGCAGCGUUUGGCGAUGGAGGCUAACAGCCAGCCUUCUGAAUACAUAUGGCAGUCUGAGUUACUCUUAGCUCUCAAGUUUGUCUUGGAGAAAGGCUACAUCAAACACAAGUACGUCAUUCUCGUUGAAGCCAAGAAGAGGGAUAAACAUGGUCAAAAAAGAGUUCGUGUGGAUUUUUUCUUGAGAAAUGCCGGAUCUCCUCCCGUCGCAUUCGAACUGCAGGGAGUCGGGAACAAGGAGUCUAUAAUCAAGCAUAUUGAGAAGAGCGAGAGGUACAGGUGCCUUUUUCACAGUGAGAUGAACUACAUCUACUUCGCUUAUGGAGACGUUCCUGAUCCUAAGCCUGUGAUUCGAGAGCAGAGCCAACGAUUCCCUCUCGUUAAAUGCUGGUUCGUUCAGUACCUUCCAGAUGGGAAUAGGUGGAACAUCGAGUGCGUACAGGGUACAUCGGAUUGGCAUUGUGUUCAGCGUGAUGCAGCCAGAAGCUAUCCAAGCUAUCUUUAUCAGGUAAGGCCGGAUCUUCAAGACCACCUAGAUGAAGAUGAUGACGAUGACUUUGCAAUCUAAAAGCAUUGGAUGCCGUUCUGACAACAAAAACCUUCUGUAGUCGUUGAAUUUAUAGCAGCCAAGCUCUUUCA